AUGGGCUUUGAUGUUAAAUGGGUUCAGCUUGUUAUGACAUGUGUGACCUCGGUGCAGUAUGCUGUUUUGAUUAAUGGUACUUCGGGGAAACCUUUUAUCCCUUCACGGGGAAUCCGCCAGGGCGACCUGAUUUCUCCCUACUUAUUCCUACUUUGUGCUAAGGUGCUCAGUUCCUUACUUUCACAGGCAGAGAAAAAGGGAAUUAUUUCAGAAACACUUGCCAAGAUAGAAGAGCUGAAAUCCUUAGUCUCUCAGAAAGAGGAAAAGGUCAAACCUCUCAAGUUGAGAAGGGCACUGAUGUUUGGCGCUCUUUGGAACCUCCAAGUCCCAAACCCGGUUAAAAUAUUUUUGUGGCGUGCUUGCAAUGAUAUCCUCCCUACUAGGAAGAAUCUUCUUAGACGAAGGGUGAUUGAAGAUGGCAAAUGUCCUUGGUGUAAUCUAGAAGAGGAAACUACAACCCAUGCAAUUUGGUACUGCCCAGCAGCCAAGGAUGUGUGGAAUGGUGCUAUUGAACAUCCAAACAAGACUCAUGCAGUUGCUAUUGGUGUGGUGGAUGAUUUCAAACGAUGCCUCAAAAGUGAUGAAGAUGCAAAUCAGCUUGACCAGUUUGAUGUUCAGGUCCCUCAUUGCUGGAAGACACCACCGGAAGGCAUUAUCAAAGUUAAUUUUGAUGCGGCUAUCAACAAGAAAACAGGUUUCAUGGGAAUGGGCGUGAUUGCUAGGGACUACAUGGGAAACCUGUUGGGAGCAAAACGAUUGUCUAAAUCUAUGCUUAUUGAUGCCCACACUGCAGAAUUAAUGGUAGCUUCUUAUGCUGUCACUUUUAGCUUGGAAGUUGGCUUUUUUGAUGUAAUCUUUGAAGGAGAUGCUUUGAAUGUCAUAAGGGAUGUGAAUUCUUCUCUCCCUUACCUUUCUAGAAGUGGCCAUUUUAUUGAAGGAAUUAAGCAGGAAGUGCUUCAUCUCAGAUCCCAUUCUUUUGUUCAUGUGUCUAGAGCCUUAAAUAAGGCAGCUCAUACUCUUGCAAAAUCAGCAGCUGCUUAUUUUUGUGAUGAUGUUUGGUUAGAAGACAUUCCUCCAUGUAUCUUUGAUAUUGUUACUAAGGAUCAAAGAAUUCCUAGAUCCUAA
This is a messenger RNA of Alnus glutinosa, 1125 nucleotides long. RefSeq lists its product as uncharacterized. The record is from RefSeq and is a predicted model, not a curated record. Lineage: Eukaryota; Viridiplantae; Streptophyta; Magnoliopsida; Fagales; Betulaceae. Gene Ontology annotation, molecular function: RNA-DNA hybrid ribonuclease activity; nucleic acid binding. Bases 1 to 1125 code for a protein of 374 amino acids. The transcript has 4 exons.